UUUCCUACUUUUAAUGCAAUGACAUUAGGUGAGUUAAGGUGAAACUUCAAACCCACUCAGUCUAUUUGAUGCACAUUACUGUUUUCUCCACUAGAUGGAGUAGUUGCGCCUCCUUUUUGUCGCUCAAUUAAUAUCCCGUAAAGUUUAAAGCUGGCCUAAAUAAUAGUAAUAUACUCCAAGAAGAGUUUAAUACUACUUCUAAAACACAGUCAAACCCUGUUAAUAGUAAUAUUUGUUGAUCACGUGUCUGUAAACUUUGAUUGGUUGCAGUUACAGAGGGUUUACCACAGUGCGCCUCCUGCCUGACGCUCCACUUUUUUUUUUUUUUUUUUUUCCAAACUUCCCUCCAUGUGAUUCACUACUGUAAAGUCCCAACUGAAUGCCUGUCAUUCAGUCCGCAGGAUGUUUUCAACCGGGCCAAAAGUUUUGCGUGAUCCAACUAGUCCAGCUGUGUCUUUGGGUUUGGAUUGUUUUUUGCGCCAGAAGUGAAGUGAUCAUGGAAAGUAGUGGAGUUGGUGUCAACCCGGAGCCGCACUUUGACGGAAGGGUCAUCAACUUCAUGGAUGAGAAGAAACCUUCAGACGCAGAAGAUCAUCAGGACGGAUGGAGCUCGGCCAGCAGUAGGGAAUACAAAUAACUGGAAGGAUCUUUAAGAAGGCAACCGGAGACUCACAAGAUUGGCAGAAGCUAUUAAGAAGCAGUCUGUAAAAGCAUAUCCAGACACAGCUACAUCCGAGAAUGAGGAUCAAAUACACAAUAUCCAUCGUCGUUUUUGUGGCACUUGUUAUCAUUGAGAAGGAAAACAACAUUAUCUCAAGGGUGUCGGAUAAGCUCACCUCACAGCAGACCCCACAGUCUGUUCUACAGCCCAGUGCCUCCCUCCACAUGUUGCUGAAGCACAAUGCAUCUUUAACCACACGCAGCAAGAUGAACUCUGCUUUCACUCUCAUGAAGCGGCGUCUAGAGAACUACAGCCAUCACCAAGAGGUACUGACAAGCACCAGGAAACAGAUCCUCCUUUUGGCCACCACCAGGACCGGCUCUUCGUUUGUGGGCGAGUUCUUCAACCAGCAAGGGGACAACAUGUUUUACCUUUUUGAGCCGCUGUGGCAUGUUGAGAAGAUGUUGACGCUUGAGAGUGGCGGCACUAACGCCACAGCGGCAGCAAAGGCGUACCGUGAUGUUCUCCAGCAGCUCUUCUUAUGUGAUUUCUCCUUGCUGGAGAGCUUCAUAGAACCACUCCCUGUGGAUCACAUCACCACCGGCCUUUUCCGCAGAGAGUCCAGCAGCUCUCUGUGUGCCGAGUCAGUCUGCAGCCCCGUCAUCAAAGGUGUCUUUGAGCGUUAUCACUGCAGGACCAGGCGCUGUGGGCCUCUGAACUUAACUAUGGCCUCCCAGUCCUGCCUGCAGAAGGAGCACAGUGCCAUAAAAUCUGUCAGGGUUCGUCAGCUGGAGACCCUCCGUCCACUGGCUGAAGACCCUCGUCUUGACGUUAAGUUUAUUCAGUUGGUUCGGGAUCCUCGGGCUGUUCUAGCAUCCCGCAUGGUGGCCUUCGCAGCCAAAUACAAGAACUGGAAGCAGUGGGCUAUGGGUGGAAAUGUGCCUCUUGAUGAUGAUGAGGUGAGGAAACUGAAAGGAAACUGUGACAACAUCCGAAUGUCUGCUGAGGUCGGUCUGAAGCAGCCGCCGUGGCUGCGUGGACGUUACAUGCUGGUUCGCUACGAGGACAUUGCACGGUUCCCGAUGAGGAAAGCAACAGAAAUGUACAGGUUUGCUGGGAUGCCAUUCACUCCCCAGGUGAAAUCCUGGAUCCUGAAGAACACACAGGUCUCCAAAGAGGCCAGUGGUGUGUACUCGACGCAGAAAAACUCCUCAGAACAAGUAGAGAAAUGGAGGUUCAGUUUACCAUUUAAAAUAGCGCAAGUUGUGCAGAGAGCUUGCGGGCCAACACUGAAACUAUUUGGGUACAAAUUUGUGAGCAGUGAAAAAAUGUUAAUAGAUAAAUCCAUUAGUUUGAUAGAGGACAAGGUGUUCAACUUUUUAUAGACUUGGACAAACAUGAAUCCUGAAUGAAAACCAAUCAUUCAAGAAGCUCUGGACUGGCAUAAUGAUAUUUAUUGGUAAUUGGUCGUAUCCUGAUGCAGAGAACUGUAUUUUCUGAAAGUGUGGUAUUUAAGAUUUUUUACUAUUUAAAAAGUUUGAUGAAGAUGAUGUAUUUUUAAGUAGAAACAUACAGUAUAUAAUGCUUUUAUCUAGAGAAACAGGGAUUUUAGAAACAGGGAACUUUACAUCUGGGUAUAGUUUAUUGAAAAUAGGAAGCUAUCUUUAUUUUUGCACUCUACUUUGGUGUGGUCCACUUUGGCCUGUUUGGAAAGCCUGCCAAAAAAAAUAUAUAUUUUAGAUAAUAAAGACAAUAAUGAGAUAAAUUUAAGUUUCCACAGACAUCACUGCUUUUUCUAAGAACUUUUGAGGUAAUAGCUGCUUUUACACCAAAGAAACUUAAGCUGAAUAAACCUCCAAAACAAUUGUAUUACAUUGUUCAUGGCAGGAACAGGAGAUACCAGUGUUCUGCCAGGUAAUUUCUACACAUGAGGUUGAGAAAUAAUGUCCCUUGCUUUAUUUAUUUAUUCCUUUGCCAUACGGUUCAGAUCUGAAUGCGCUCCACAGGCUUUUUCCAUUGUACAGUAGGUACUUUUUUUUUUUUUUUUUGCACGUGUAUAUUGUAGGUUGCUGUACAUGCAUGUUUGUAAUUGGCUACAAGCUGUUUGAAGUUUUCCUCAGGACUGUAGGGGCCCAUUCUUUAAAAACAGAUGUUUACAUGGCUACUGUAUGUAAGCAUUCCAACUGCAGCUGGUUUGCAGGAUUGUGCAAAGUUUGUUGGCAGGUCCCUGUCUGUUGACACAAGUCUCAAAACUGGUGAUAAAAAAAAAGGGGCCCUGAUUCUCCGACCUGCCAGACAUAUAACUGAUGUCCCUGAUGUCUCUACUUUAUGCAUUUUUUUUUUUUUUUGCAAUAAAACAUUGUUUAAAAUUCCUAUAAAACAUCUCUUAAUGAAUAAGACACCAUUUUAAUGAUGUGGAAGUACAGCGUUCAUAAUGAUUAAAUCUGCCUUAAAGGGGCUAUAUGUGGCAUUUCUACUUUUAAAUAUAAAAAAAAAAUGACCUAAACAUAUCUUAAGACUGUUUAGAAUAAA
This is a messenger RNA of Sphaeramia orbicularis (orbiculate cardinalfish), 3193 nucleotides long. RefSeq names its product carbohydrate (chondroitin 6) sulfotransferase 3b (gene chst3b). The coding region runs from base 739 to 2046 and encodes 435 amino acids. Gene Ontology annotation, molecular function: chondroitin 6-sulfotransferase activity; N-acetylglucosamine 6-O-sulfotransferase activity. Gene Ontology annotation, cellular component: Golgi membrane. Gene Ontology annotation, biological process: carbohydrate metabolic process; N-acetylglucosamine metabolic process. Lineage: Eukaryota; Metazoa; Chordata; Actinopteri; Kurtiformes; Apogonidae. The transcript is spliced from 3 exons. The record is from RefSeq and is a predicted model, not a curated record.